AUGAGGAUUGGCAUACACUCAGGUGCCUGUAUGGCCGGCAUCGUAGUAACGCUGGCCAAUAAAAUGGAGAGCAAUAGUAAGCCGGGUCAGGUCCAUAUCAGCGACGAGACUAAAAGAUGUCUAUAUCAUUAUCUAUCAAAUUAUAUGAUGAUCAAUGAGGAUGGUAAUGGUCUGUACUAUGAGUACUACUGCAUUAUGUUUGUGCCAGAGGGCCAAUUGCCAGUGCAGUAG
Molecule: messenger RNA, 231 nt
Organism: Medioppia subpectinata
Lineage: Eukaryota; Metazoa; Arthropoda; Arachnida; Sarcoptiformes; Oppiidae
Source: the annotation of a GenBank genome assembly